UCGCGGGACCUGAGCCAUUUUCUCCUUCCCUCGUUCACUAUAAAUACAUAGCUCGAGUGAAGCUAGGUUUGCCGAAUUGGGCAGCGAAACGCAGCUUACACAAAAAGAAAAGGAAAAAAACCCUUCCCUCUCUUUCUCUCUCUUUCAGUCUCCAAUCUUGUCUCUCUAAAAUCUCAACCCGAUCAACAAACAUGGCAGCAGCAAGUUCUAGAAGAUCAUCAUGCGGCCCAGUCAUCCGCUCCGCUUCACCCGCUGGAAGAUUCCACAACACUCAGUAUUCGUCCUCCUCAGCCUUCGCCUCCUCCACUUCCAGCUUCUCUUCCCGCUCCUCCACUUUCUUCCAGCGCCCCACCUCUCCCACGCGCCUCAACCUCGCCAGGUCCUCAUCCUCCGCCCAGUCCGUACGCUUCUCCCUCGACCGCCCCAUCUCCCCAAGCCGCUCCAUCUCCGUCACUCCACAUGGCAACGGCAACCAUCACAACGCCGUGAAGAGCCGUCAGAUCAGCAACCAGAAGCGCACCUGUAUGUGUUCCCCUACGAAUCACCCCGGUUCGUUCCGUUGCAGCCUCCACAAGAACUUCAGCUCCCACGUGACCGCUUCGGCGCCCUACUCGCAGAACCGCCUCAACGCUCGGAGAUCGGCGAUGACGAACUCGCUCGUGAGAAUCGGCGGCGUCGAAGGCGAUCUGGUGCGGCGCGCUUUGUCGGCUCUGAUUCGCCCCUCUUCCCACAGCCAAAGGAGAAGAGCCGAUUUCCGGCCCAGGCCCAGCCGGCUCUCCACCAUGUCCAAGUCACACGAGUAAUUGGAAAAAUUAAUUUUGAAAUUAAAAUCGAAACUUGAGUCCUUUAGAUCCUGAGCUUUUGUUGCACAUCCUUUGAGAUCUUCCGGCGAGGUGAGGCCGCGGUCGGCGGCGAUGAAGGGUCAGGAUCCGGCGAAAGUGUGAGUGAUCUGACCGAUUGGUGACCGAAGUGCUACAGCUAGGGGAAUAUGAUGAUAUGAAUCGAUACGAUACCUAGCUAUGAUUCUGUAUAUAUAAAUACGCAUAUAUUUGUAUGAGUGGCGCGCCUUUGUUGGCUGCUCCAAGCUUUCUGGGACCUUAUUAAACUUCCAUAUAAGCAUAAAUUUAGCAGGCAAAAUUAAAAUCGAAGCAAGCAGAUUUCAUUACUUGGCUUGGGUUUGGCAAUUGGCACUACUAGUUAGUUGAGCCCAUUUCUUCAACUUCUCCGGGUUGGUUUUCCGUUAGCCAUUCAAUCAGCAGCGUGUGCGUUCUCCGUUAGUUUUGACGUGUUCCGUUAUCCGUUUUGCCGUGACGGUAGGCGUAUACGUAUCAUCAUGCGUCUUGUCUGCUAUAUUGUGGGUUGACCGUAUGUUCCUUCCGUUUACCCCGUACCAGGUCCUGGAUUCAUAGGGCUUUCGGAGGGAGGUAUGUAAAUCUCCGUGGAAUUCGCACGGAUUGGAUUGGACUGCAAUUUAUUUGAGAAAUUGGGGCUGGAAAAUGCUAAUUGGAUGAGCUUUGGAGGGAAGGAUAAUUGGACUAAAACGAAUCUAAUGAAUGCUCUUUUUAAAAUUAAUGAACAGUACAAUUAACUUAAAUUAGAAAAGAAAAAAAGAAUAAAGUUGGGGAUUUGUUCAUGAUGAUGAUCAGCUGGUGCCGGGCACCUGAGGGUAGCAUAUGAUGUGAAGCAAAAAAGCAACAGAAGUUUAAAAAUUGCUAAAUGAAUUAUGGACGAUGACGAUGAA
Prunus mume (Japanese apricot) is the source of this 1741-nucleotide messenger RNA. The record is from RefSeq and is a predicted model, not a curated record. NCBI's taxonomy places the organism in Eukaryota, Viridiplantae, Streptophyta, Magnoliopsida, Rosales, Rosaceae.